GGUGCGUCCGCGGGUGGUGGCCCCGCAGGUGCGCGCGGCCGGGGCUGGCGGCGACUCCCUCCACCGGGCCGCCCGGGAGGCUCAUAGAGCGCGGCUGGGUCCCGCGGCGCCCGGAGAGGGGAAGUGAAAGUGCCUUGGAGGACGAGGGCCGGUCCGGCCGUGCGGCCGCCUGACAGGUCCGCGGGCGCUCGGGGCGGGCUAGGCGGGUGGCCUCUCGAACCGAACCGAAUCGGCUCCUCGGGCCGCCGUCCUCCCGCCCCUCCUCGCCCGCCGCCCGAGUUUUCUUUCGGUUUCUUCCAAGAUUCCUGGCCGUCCAUCCACGGAGCUCGGGCCCAGUGCGGGGGCGCAGGGCGCGGGAGCUCCUCCUCCCGGGUUUUCCCAGGAGGCUGGCACGGCGCGGGCCGGGUACUGAGCGCACGGUCGGGGCGCAGCGGGGCCGGGGGACGCCGCUGGUUCGCGCCUCCUCUCCGGCGGCGACCUGGCGUCGACGGCCGCCGUCUCCUCCGGUCCUUGGCGAAAGCCAUUGAGAAACCAGCUGGACGUCAUGCGCCGGAGCCUGUCUGGGAGUCAGAGCGACGCGGCUCCAUCCCCGCAGACUCCGCAGAGCCCCAACAUGGGACAGGCCUUGGGGCCCGGUGCCCGCGGGCUUCUGCUCCUGCUCCUGCUGGCGUGCCUGACUCCGCCAGGCAAUGGCAACGAGGGCACCGUCACUGGAAGCUGUCAUUGUGUUAAGAGAAUUUCUUCUGACUCCCCGCCAUCGGUUCAGUUCAUGAAUCGUCUCCGGAGACACUUGAGGGCUUACCAUCACUGUCUACACUACAUCAGGUUCCAGUUGCCUUCCUGGAGCGUGUGUGGGAGCAGCAAGGACCCAUGGGUUCGGGAAUUGAUGAGCUGUCUUGAUCUCAAAGAAUGUGGACAUGCUUACUUGGGGAGUGUGGCCCACCAGGAGCAUUUACCUCCUACCAGCACCCCCAUUUCUCAGGCCUCAGAGGGGGCAUCUUCAGACACCCCCACCCCUGCCCAGAUGCUCCUGUCCAUCUUGCAGUCAACCCAGCGCCCCACCCUCCCAGCAGGAUCACUGUCCUUGGACAAAGAGCUCACUCGUCCCAGUGAAACCACCAUUCCCACUGCGGGCCACAGUCUGGGAGUUGGGCUUGAGGCUGGGGAGAACCAGAAGCAGAUGAAAAAAAAUGCUGGUCCCACAGCCGGGACAUCAGCCACAGUGCCGGUCCUGUCCCUCCUGACCAUCGUCUUCAUCCUCACUGCAGUCCUUUCCUAUGUGCUGUGCAAGAGGAGGAGGGGGCAGUCACCGCAGUCCUCUCCAGAUUUGCAGCUUCAUUAUAUACCUGUGGCAUCUGACUCUAAUACCUGAGCCAAGAAUGGACCCUUAUAUGGGCUUUACGUUGCCCAGGCUGUUAUGGAACUCCUGAGUCAAGUGAUCCUCCCAACUUGCCUCGGAAAGUGUGUGAAUUAGAGGAGUGACCUACGACAUCCAGCCUACACAUAUUUGUUAACAUCUAACAUAGGACUAACCAGCCACUGCCCUCUCUUAGGCCCCUCAUUUAAAAAUGGUUAUACUAUAAAAUCUGCUUUUCACACUGCAUGAUAAUAACUUGGACAA
This is a messenger RNA of Rhinopithecus roxellana (golden snub-nosed monkey), 1621 nucleotides long. It is a transcript of the gene CXCL16, whose product is annotated as C-X-C motif chemokine ligand 16. Gene Ontology annotation, molecular function: chemokine activity; low-density lipoprotein particle receptor activity; scavenger receptor activity. The record is from RefSeq and is a predicted model, not a curated record. The transcript has 6 exons. Gene Ontology annotation, biological process: positive regulation of cell growth; T cell chemotaxis; response to type II interferon. NCBI's taxonomy places the organism in Eukaryota, Metazoa, Chordata, Mammalia, Primates, Cercopithecidae. The coding region runs from base 545 to 1372 and encodes 275 amino acids.